AUGCGACCUGCAGAGAACGUCCCAGUCCGGCUCGAGACCUCACACCCCCCUGUUCCGUCCAAGCCAUCCGACGCCAAGUGGGAAAACCGAAACCAAUCACAGCCAGAUGUAGUCAAAGAGGAAGAAAUCGACGGUUCAUCAGUCGGGGAGCUCGGGGAUUAUUGGCCCGACUCCUCGCAGGAGUCUUUACAAACAAUCAUUGACUUGAAUACACUCCAGUCUGAGAGGGAAACCCCAACCUCUUCAUUGUCGGACCAUCCUCACCAGACACACCUGACCCACUCUCCUCCUGGGUUAUCGCACUCACUCGUGUCCUCGACUAGCCCAGGUCUGAAUAUGAAGCACUCCACCCCCUCGUCGUUAGAGAAAGAGCUAAAAGAACGAGUGCAAUUCUUGUGCGGAUACUCUGAGGGUGCAGAAACGGGUUUGAAGCAGAAGACUGGGGACUUGGAUGUGCUGGAUUGCGCUUCGUCGUGCUAUAGUCGUCGCACUUCGCUCGGCAGUAUUGGCAGUUGGUAUAGAGAUGGACCCCUUGACAGGUCUGCCGAUGAAUAUUCGAUCUGUUGCCCUGUUGCUGCUGGUGUCUUUGACGACACUUCUCUUCCUUCUCCUCCGCAUCAAUCGACGGUGUCGCACCGUAUGUAUGCGCCGAGUAGCUUUACACGCCCGUACAAGUCGAUCACCCCGAAAUUGUCAAUGAAUGAUCUCAAGAACAAGCCCUUGCCUUUGGAGCCAAGCAGUGCCUCUCCUACUCGCCGGUCCUCAACCCGCCGAAGCAACUCUUCACUGUCAGCAGCGUCUCAGCGUUCUAAUUCGCCCUUUUCUGCAUUUUCCCAGAAGGAUAUGCUUGUCUCUCCGCUAUACCGACAUUCCGCGACGGUGCACUCCCAUGGAAACAGCCACGCAUGUCAGAGCUGUGGUCACCGCAAACCACGGUCUCGGUCUCGGCACGAGUUCAAAGUGGCUGGUCAUCGGGCUCGCCAUAUUCCAACCUUGUCGCAGGCAGCCGAGGAACUGGAAGAUGCUCUUGCGGACUUUGAGGGACGAGGACAGAGGACAUUGCUUAUUCUUGAUGGACCACUGCAAAUAAGUCGAAAUAAUGGCGACAUGAUUGCGACCCGACCGGCGCCUUUGCCUCCAUCUACAAAGCCUCACUCUCAGCGCUUAGACACGCGGGUGAAGAAGCGGGCUAGUAUUAAGCCGGCCGCAGUUCCGCCCAAGGACAAACCCAAGACCAUCAAGUUCAAAGAGGAAAAAGACAAGAUGCGACGGUCCAGAGACGAAGAGAAAAAGGAAGUCAGUCCCAAAAAAGACAGAAAGAGCCAAAAGUCGUCGUUUCUCAUGCCAUUCCGGAAGAACCAAGACUCCGAGCAGGUUAGCGUGACGCACGCAGCCCCCGACUUGGAUUCUGCAAGUCGUGAAGAUUUACUUCUUCAGUUACCUCGUCUGCAGACUCACUUGAAAUUCGGCAAUCCUUUUGAUCAAGCUCAACAAGCCCUGGCCUUACCUCGCCAGCCACCCGCUCGGGCACCAGUUGAGCUGUCAGACAGCCCCACCCCGGACGUGCACCUUCGUUUUCAUAACAAUGAGAAGGUAGCCAAGAUGCGACAAAGUUGGGCGUGGGUGUCGACUGCCCAGGCAAGCAGUGUGCAACUCCCUGAACAUGUCUAUGAACUCGAUGCUGCGCCGCCGUCGCCUUCUAUCCUCCCUUUGGCCCCCACGUCCCCCGGUCUUGGCCAGGUGGAGUUCCCUGAAGAAAUGCCAAUUGAUCUUAUCUUGUCGAUUAUGAAGAGCAUUGACUCCCUGGACGAUUUGUUCAAUUUUGUUCUGGUCAACAAACAGAUUUAUUCCGCAUUCAAGCGUCAUGAAUUACCGAUGAUCAAAAGUGCCCUUUUCAAAAUGUCUCCGCCCGCAUGGGAAUUGCGAGAGAUGAGUCCGCCCUGGGAAUUGGAGUGGCAAUUACUGUUGGAUCCUGAUUCUCAGGUUCCCGAGUAUACGCCGACCCUGUAUUUACAGCGCUACGCAGAGGAUAUUUAUACUCUUGCCAAACUCAAAGCUCUUGUCCUGGCACGAUGUGCACCUUUCUUACGUCGCGAUACUGUUCGUGGUCUGGCGGGUGUGGAUAAUACCCGCGCUGAAGAGGUCGACGAUGCCUUUUGGCGGGUCUGGACAUUCUGUCGAAUUUUCGGCAGUGGGAAAAAUCGCGAAGCUGAUAUCAUGGGUCAGAUGGAUUGGUUGAAGGGUGGUGUUAUGGCGCGGAAUAUCUUCAACUCACCCUCUACCGUGUCUGAACCAUUUGGCAUGAACAAUGUCCUCUUCGAACCACCAGAAGGAUUCGGUCGCGGUAACCUUGAUGGUCUGUCGCAGAGCCAGAUGUAUGAUAUUACGGAGAUCUGGACUUGUAUGGGAGUUUUGCUUCAACCUUUGCAUGGGAAGUGCAUCGAAGCUCGCAAGGUCGGUAUCUUUGAUGGUAUGCAUGUUCCAGAGGGCGAUGCAGUUCGGGAAGAGACUGUUCUCGAGGAAUGGACCUCCUACGUGCUCACACUGGGCCUCUCGGCAGUAUUGACACUCAGUGCCGUCUGCCCAGCAGACACUACAACCGCGACAUUCAACAAGGCCAAGUCAAUCGGCUUGACGAAAUGGGAACCAACAGAAACCGAAGUAAGCCGGUCACCAUUUCUAAAGGAAGCCGUCGCACGGGCGUACGAGCUUCAGGAACGAAAUAUCUCUCCGCAAUCAAGUAUUUCAGAAGGAAAGCGAAGCAGCAGCUCCCAUUCCGACUCCACCCGUGAAAUUCGCGAACGCCAGGCUGGUUUCGCCCGCGAAUUAGGUCACCGCCGUCGUCUACGUGGACCAUCCAGUGAGCCAGAAGGUCGCUAUUCCUUCUCGGCUGAGCGUCCAAUGUCAGAGUUUAGCGCCAUUGUCCGUAACCUCGAUGGCUCGAUUCGAGUCCCUUCGACGGAAGAUGAGCCUCCCGUUCCGCCCGUCCCAGCACUUGUUCUCGAUCGUUGUUCUAUUUCUACUUCCGGCUCUGGCUCUGCGUCUGGAACUGGCAGCAACCCUCACACACCAACCCAAAUUUCAAAUCCUAUCACUCUAUUCGCUCCUCAAACGCCCCCGACUCCGCCAGUCAGAGUUUAUGUGCCUCUGCAGCCUCAGGUCUUGGAUCCCGCCGAUCGCGCCAUUGACACGAUGGUCAACGAGAUGGGUUUCGACCCAGAAGACGCCAAGUGGGCUCUCAAGAUUACCGAUACUGGCGAAGGCAUCGAUGCUUCUGCUGCUAUUAAGCUCCUUCAGCGCCAACGCAAGAAGAACGAGCGCAAUCCCUUUGGCAAACGAGGUAGUCUACUGUCUGCCGUAAUCAAGCGUCAGAAGUCGCAGGAACAUGGCUGGCGCUGGGCUUGA
Messenger RNA from Penicillium antarcticum, 3405 nucleotides. RefSeq lists its product as uncharacterized. The transcript has 2 exons. NCBI's taxonomy places the organism in Eukaryota, Fungi, Ascomycota, Eurotiomycetes, Eurotiales, Aspergillaceae. The record is from RefSeq and is a predicted model, not a curated record. The coding region runs from base 1 to 3405 and encodes 1134 amino acids.